Colletotrichum acutatum is the source of this 330-nucleotide messenger RNA. RefSeq lists its product as uncharacterized. The record is from RefSeq and is a predicted model, not a curated record. Bases 1 to 330 code for a protein of 109 amino acids. The transcript has 2 exons. NCBI's taxonomy places the organism in Eukaryota, Fungi, Ascomycota, Sordariomycetes, Glomerellales, Glomerellaceae.
AUGAAGUUUAUCACGAGUAUCGCCACAUUCAGCCUGGUUUCAACCUCGGUCGUUGCUAUCCCAGCCAGUCCCAUCGCCACCCCAAACCCUCAUCUCGAGCCAAUGUGGCCAAAAUGCGUCAAAUUCUACGAAGCUACAGGUGGUGAGACGUGCGACUCCAUCGCCUCCAAAAACAACAUCACAAAAGCCGAGGUCAUGGGCCUGAACCAGGCCAUUGGCGGCCUCCGUGGGUGCUCAAUGAAUAACAUCUUCGAGGGAAGCCGAGACGGAAAAGGCACUUCGAGGAAGAGCUUCAAGGCAUCAGAUUCGCGGAGGAAGGGCGCAGAGUAG